AUGCAGACGCUUCACCAGACGUUGGGCCGGCGCUACCCUGUGUGGGCAGUGAGCCAUGCUGGCCACUGUGUGCCUCCUGAUACUAUGGACAUGAUUGAAGGUACAUAACUAAUUCAUAUCUCUUAUUGAGAGUGCUUUGUGCAGCUGGACUUUCUAUGAUUCCUUAUUGCUGGUGUAUCCACACUGAUCCACUUCCACUUAUCCACAUCAACAGCACAUCUUCUGACCACUGAUGACUGAUUAGCUAGCUUUGAAAUGGGCAGAUCCUUGUUAGCUCACUCUCCAAUACUAAAGACGACACUAAGGAUGGCGCAGGAGAAGAGGAAUGUUAGCUGAGCUGGACGAGUUAGCCUGAGCCAAGGGGCCUCUCCCUCUCCCUCACCCUCUCCAGCCAGCACCAGCAUGUGAGCCCUGUAAUAUUCAUUCAUAAAGCAGUGAGGACGUUUUUAUUGUGCCUGAUACGUGGGAAAGACAUUACCAAGCCCUCACAUGUAGUACGUUAAAUCCCUUUUCUGAUGGCUCAUGAGAUGGAUGGGACGGUACAGUUUGGAUCUGUCCAUCUUGAGAAGGACAAAUUAUAUCCAUAUUGAGGGUUUGUAAAGGACAAAUAAGUGUCAGAAGGUGUAACAUUCUGUCAAAGUGUAGCCCGGUAGGUAGCCUCAUUUGAGAUGUGCGAUAAUUAGCAUGAGUUCUGAUGAUAACUUGAAGGAAGCCUUGAUUUCCAGGCUUCUCUUCACAUAGCUCAAAGGCCUGGAGACUACGUGACUUUGUCAUGUCAAUCAUGUCAAUCAGACAACCUAUUUUGACCAUAUACAGUGAGGGAAAAAAGUAUUUGAUCCCCUGCUGAUUUUGUACGUUUGCCCACUGACAAAGACAUGAUCAGUCUAUAAUUUUAAUGGUAGGUUUAUUUGAACAGUGAGAGACAGAAUAACAAGGUGAGAACCUCCAUCCCUCAGCCAGGGCAUUGAAAAUGGGUCGUGGAUGGGUAUUCCAGCAUGACAAUGAAAGGAGUGGCUCAAGAAGAAGCACAUUAAGGUCCUGGAGUGGCCUAGCCAGUCUCGAGUUGCCAAACGUCAACCUCGAAACCUUAAUGACUUGGAGAAGAUCUGCAAAGAUGAGUGGAACAAAAUCCCUCCUGAGAUGUGUGCAAACCUGGUGGCCAACUACAAGAAACAUCUGACCUCUGUGAUUGCCAACAAGGGUUUUGCCACCAAGUACUAAGUCAUGUUUUACAGAGGGGUCAAAUACUUAUUUCCCUCAUUAAAAUGCAAAUCAAUUUAUAACAUUUUUGACAUGCGUUUUUCUGGAUUUUGUUGUUGUUAUUCUGUCUCUCACUGUUCAAAUAAACCUACCAUAAAAAUUAUAGACUGAUAAUUUCUUUGUCAGUGGGCAAACGUACUAAAUACUUUUUUCCCUCACUGUAGAUACCAAGGUUGAAUUUGCAGAUGUCAGAUGAUUAUGGUCAUGACACUAUUUUUAAAAAUGUUGUAUUAUAAUGCGAAAUAAUGAUGUAAUACUUAGUAUUUUCCAGAGGUUUGGUAGAGUUGGUCUAGAUUAUAUAGACAUUCAUGUAACAAAGUGAAGCAUUGAACAGUUCCUGUUUUAUUGUGAACACAUGGCACACACUUGUCGAAACUUCCAACUCAUAAAUGAUUAAUGGAACACACAAGGCAAAGUCUGGAGAUAGUCAAUAGAUACAGUAAAAAUAAAAUCAGACAACCCUGCCAAUUCGUAGCAUGUCAUCCGAUCAUCAGAGAGAAUAAAUGAAAACCACUCUGUUCAGCCUGGUGUUCCAGGGGGUGACAAUGAGCAGCAGCCCUAUCUCAAGAUGGGCAGGGGAGGACUCAUAUUUUACCCCAAAACCUCAUCUGAUCUGAACAACGGCCCUGAUUAAGACCAGAGAAAGGCUCAAAUUGUCUAGCAGCAAGUCCUGUGUUCAUCUCAAUAGUCCUUCAUCAAUUUGGUGAGAUGCCCUUAUCCAGGGAAAUCUGCUCACUAUGAUUAGGAUUAACUGUAAAUACUAGUAAAUAAUUUUUCUGCUUGGGACUUUGAUUACCAGGCUAGACCUGCACGCUCAUGUGGUCAUCAUGCAGUAUUAGUCUAGCAUUACUAACUAGGUGUUCACCCUUUGGUUGGCACUUUCCAUAUCCACUCGACUAUUACCCACAUCCAACACGGAAACACAAACAUGUCUGACAUAUCGGCUUCCUUUUCACCCCUCUUCUGCGGCUUCAAUCCAAGCCUUUGGUGAUUUACUACCCUGGUCAACCCCUUGAAUGCUUGCCAUUGAUUUACAACUCGUCAAAGAGCAUUCAGUUUGCUGAGGGAUAGGGUGGCAUCGUAGAGCAGUGGCCUCUGAAACCUCUGGGACGUCCAGGGAAAGGCCUCGCCGAUACAGAGAAACCCAUACAGCAUUGAUUGGGCCUCCUCUGACUUUCCAGUGACUUGUGCAAAUUAAAGACUGGCAGUUAUUAUUAUUAACAGCUAAUGCAUACUUGAUGAAGUUGAAAAAAAAGUUGUACGGUUUUGGAAAAACAAACAAAGAGUUAAAAAAAAGUGCAGCAUUAAAGGUUCUAUUCCAAAUCGUCCAGUGGUAGAAGUGUUCCUGUGGUAAGGCAAGUUUUGCUUGAUGGUUUUUAUGACUGUAAAAAUAUCUGUUAAUGCAAACACAGGGAACAUUCUCCCAGUGCCAACGUCAGUAAUCCAUUCCUGGGUCACGGGAUCCUCCAUGGGCCUCAGAUCUCAUUCAUUUUGUCAGAAUGAGUUUGCAACGCUACUUUUCACCAGCAACUUUCUCACUUUGAUAUGGCUAAAUUGCACACUAUUAAUGUCCAGAGUACUAAAACAUGCAUUCAGAAAAUGUAAUCCCCCCCCCAAAAAAAAAAAAUGCUACACCAGCCAAGGUCUAAUAUCACAAGAGGUUUUUAUGGAGUCUCUCUGAUUCCAAUUAUGCUCCCACCGCUAUCGUCGGUCUCGACUACAACUCCAUGUGAUUUGUGCCAUGAAUAUUGGUUGAUUGUUUGAGCAUAUCUUUUGAAAAUAAGUGUUGGAGACAAAUGGCACAAAGCAGUAGAAAUUUGCAAUAAUGACUGUACCACCACUUUAUGACAUUUUGGUCUGAUGCCCAGCCUUUCAAUCUGAUCAAAUAAUUUCAAGACAACCUUCACUUUAUCUUGUUUCUUGAUCUCUCGUUUUUUAUGCAAGGUUGACAACUGUGGGCUAUCACUGUGGUACAGAUGUUGAACCCAGCUUCACAAACCCUUUUGAGAAGGAAGUUUGUAAGCUGAGAGGAAGUAUGCACAAUGCAGUGCAGGACCGAGGCUGUUGCUAAUCUCCUUCUCAUCUCUUUCUCUCAAAACUAUACUGAGAUAUGUUCAUACCGUAUCCUCGCCAGCUUCAUUAAUGGCACAUUAUUCAGAGGUCCUCAAGAUUUGCAAGUGCAACCACACCCAAUUACAGAGGAGAGAGUUUAAAAAAGAGCCUACACCUCCCAUGUUGCAAUCAGUAACACCACAAGUGAGCUUUCUUUUGACACAUAGGAAAUAAGUUACCUUUUCCCUGGAAGAAAAAAUGCAGCACACAUUUAUUGCACAUUUGUGAGAAGGCUUUAAUCGCUUAACGGGCUGCCCCAGCCUCCUGUCUUUCUCUUGCCAAGAGGAUCAUUAUGUUAUGGGAAUUUGUCUUUGCCAUAUGUUAUUCUUUAUUGACUCAUUAAUCACAAUUUGCACUCAUUUUGUUUUUUCCAUUAUACAGUAAGCAUAUCCCCAACCCCCACAACCUUCCCCACCCGAUUCUUAUGCUGUCUGCACAGAACGCCUGCUCCAAAUUCCACUCUGAAAGAAUAAAACAUCAAGUCCCUCACCAAAUAUGUUAAAUUCUAUGGGGAUAGAUUUUUUAAUUAUUAAAUAAAUGUUGAAUGUGUCUUUUCCCACCCGCUAAGUCCCGUCCACCAUCACCAUAGACACAUUCUAUACUAUAUUCUAUACUUCCGUCCGGUCUUUCUUGCCCUCUCUUUCAUCAUCUCUCCAUCUCCUUUUCUCAUACCCUCUCUCUAAUCCUAACAUUGUCUUGGAUUUGACUGCUCUGCACAGGUAGGGAAUUGUUAACUGCUUCCUUCAAAGCUUUUUCUGGGGCUAGAUUUACAGCAUUAUAUGAUAAAGUAUCGUUAAAUAUCUUUCCAAAAAGAUUACAGAAAUUAAAUCAAGAUGUUUCUGGAAUACUUCCUUACUUCGAUUUCCCUUUGGAUGUUCUUGUUUUAAUUUAGUUAUCAAAGGGUCCUGAGUACUACUAAUGAGAGGACAGUGAACAUUACCAUAACAUGAUGUCCCUGGUCCUAUGUUGGGGUGAUCCAUGUGCUGGUGCUGCCAAAUGUAAAUAAAGACUAUCUUGUGUACAGAGACAUUGAUGAAUGAUGCUGGUUUCAUGUCCUUGAUCAGAAUGAUUUGGGCGAUGGUGAAGUAGAUGAUGUCAUACUGAUGUAAUACUGAAUACUAAUGAUGAACCUUGAUCUUUGCAGACCCAUCAGUGACGGCAGCGGGGGACGUGUUUGGUCUGAACGGGCAGAUAGAGCACAAGCUGGCCUUCCUUAGGGAGCACGUUCCCAGGGACACUCGCCUGGCCCUGGUGGGCCACUCCAUCGGCUGCUACCUCAUCCUGGAGAUGAUGAAGAGGGAUCCUGAGCUGCAGGUGAGACCCCACUUUGAUUCAAGUACUAUUAUAGAAGUGAAGUUGUAG
Messenger RNA from Coregonus sp. 'balchen', 4734 nucleotides. NCBI's taxonomy places the organism in Eukaryota, Metazoa, Chordata, Actinopteri, Salmoniformes, Salmonidae. The record is from the annotation of a GenBank genome assembly.